CGCAUCCUAGCUACUCGGCCAUGGAGUGUCAACUGAAGAUGGUCUGUCCUAGACCCGAUGUGCUGGAUUUGAACAACAGCAAACAUGAUGCAGGCGGUGGUGUGGGCGACACAUAUUGUGAAGAUUCUGCCACUGAGGAUCAAACGUUUAUCCCAUGGAAUCAGUUGGUUGCCAGUGGGGUCGACCUCCUGAGAGAUCCACGCUAUAACAAAGGAACCGCAUUUUCAGAAGGGGAGCGAGACAGGCAUUACUUGAGGGGUCUCCUCCCCCCUGUCGUAUUGACACAGGAGCGCCAGAUCGAACGCAUUCUGCAAAACGUGCGGUCGUACGAGAAUAAUCUCGAGAAGUACGUGGAUGUGAUGGACCUGCAGGUUCUUGUUGUUCUACUGAACCACGGAUGCAGCUAAACUUUCCUUCGAUUUGUUCGCAUCUCUCAAACAGAGUUUUAGUUGUUUCAGUCUUAGUCCUUGAACGUUCGGCUCCGCCGAGUUCCUCAAGAUAUCCCGGACGCGUCCUCUACAGCAGAAAGUCAAUACGUCAGGCACAACGAAAGGAAUUCUCCAGCACAAGUGUAAUCCAGAACCAAGCUUGACGGAGAGUAUAUUUAUGAUAUGUUGUUGAUGAUUUCUAUGUUGGAGACUAUUGAUAAUUUCUAUGUUGCUACAAAGGAGGAUAGGACAGUUCAACAUUAGCUAAACUAAUCACAUCAAUGACUAAGUUGAUAAAUUCUUUCAUUAGAGAUGAUGCUGUUACAACUGCAGAGAAACAUGAGGUUAUGGUGGUCUGGUAAUUUAAUUAAUUAAUUUCCUUAAUUGAGGACGAUAUUGUUGUUGUUGCAGAGAAAGAAGAGAAUAGAGGGGGGCAGCUAAGAAGCAAUUUGUUUAAUUGGAGGACUUGUAUUCAUGGUUGGAUGAUUAAUUUAGAAUGGUUUAUCUAA
This is a messenger RNA of Physcomitrium patens, 937 nucleotides long. The record is from RefSeq and is a predicted model, not a curated record. Lineage: Eukaryota; Viridiplantae; Streptophyta; Bryopsida; Funariales; Funariaceae.